Esox lucius (northern pike) is the source of this 2925-nucleotide messenger RNA. It is a transcript of the gene adipor1a, whose product is annotated as adiponectin receptor 1a. Gene Ontology annotation, biological process: adiponectin-activated signaling pathway. NCBI's taxonomy places the organism in Eukaryota, Metazoa, Chordata, Actinopteri, Esociformes, Esocidae. The coding region runs from base 403 to 1539 and encodes 378 amino acids. The transcript has 9 exons. The record is from RefSeq and is a predicted model, not a curated record. Gene Ontology annotation, cellular component: plasma membrane. Gene Ontology annotation, molecular function: signaling receptor activity.
ACAUAACAAAUACGAAUGUAUUGAAAUCUCCCCAGAAGUGUAUCUGGUAAUAACUCAUGGUACUGUACCCACUAGAUGGAGAUGCGGUGUCAUUGUUUAUCAGAGACUGAAUACUCGUUGGUGCUUGUCAUUUCAUUUUUAUAGCGGAGCUGCGUGACUGUUAGGGGGUUUGGCUUGUUUUUGUGAGAGGAAGGGAUCACGUUUCCUCUGCUUUGCCGUCUGGAGUAUCAGCUGCACUUUUUACUUCAGUGUUGAAUGCAAAGAGCAAGCAAGGACAUCUGUCGGUGAGAAAUAUAGACCUACCAAAAGUCCACAUCAGGUGCAAUUGUCAAAGUUCAGGACUGAAGUGCCAGGCUUCAGCAGGACACACAGGCAGAGGACUGAUCAUCGGGCAGUCUCCCUAUGUCAGGCCGAAACGGGUCUGCGAGUGAUGCAGACUGUCGUAUCUCCGAGGACUGUCGGGUCCCAGAUGUGGAACUGAUGGAGCUGGGACCACUGCUGGCAGAGGCAGGUCGACAGACAGCAGAGAAAGGCAUGGUGUCAGAGGGGGCAUCAGUCCUACCUGAUGAUGAAGACGAGGAUGAGGACGAUGAAGAUGUGGAAGAGGUCCUGACACUGCCCCUCCAGGCUCACCACGCCAUGGAGAAGAUGGAGGAGUUUGUGCACAAAGUCUGGGAGGGUCGCUGGAGAGUCAUCCCUUUUCACGUCCUGCCAGAGUGGUUGAAGGACAAUGACUACCUCUUGCAUGGCCACCGCCCCCCCAUGCCCUCCUUCCGUGCCUGUUUUGGAAGUAUCUUCAGGAUCCACACUGAAACAGGCAACAUUUGGACCCACCUUCUGGGGCUGAUCCUGUUCAUUUGCCUGGGCACGUACACCAUUCUGCGGCCCAACAUGUACUUUAUGGCCCCCCUGCAAGAGAAGGUGGUGUUUGGAAUGUUCUUUCUGGGCGCUGUGCUCUGCCUCAGCUUCUCCUGGCUCUUCCACACCGUCUACUGCCACUCCGAGAAGGUUUCCCGCACCUUCUCCAAGCUUGACUACUCUGGUAUCGCCCUGCUGAUCAUGGGUUCGUUUGUGCCCUGGCUCUACUACUCAUUCUACUGUUCCCCGCAACCGCGGCUCAUCUACCUCACCAUUGUCUGUGUGCUGGGCAUUGCUGCGAUCAUAGUGGCCCAGUGGGAGCGCUUCUCCACGCCCGCACAUCGUCCCACACGAGCAGGGGUGUUCAUGGGCCUGGGCCUGAGCGGCAUCGUCCCCACAGUGCACUUCACCAUUGAGGAGGGUUUUGUCAAGGCCACCACGGUGGGACAGAUGGGCUGGUUCUACCUGAUGGGUGCCAUGUACAUCACCGGCGCCGGACUAUACGCCGCCCGGAUUCCCGAGCGCUAUUUCCCUGGCAAAUGUGACAUCUGGUUCCACUCCCAUCAGAUCUUCCAUGUCCUGGUGGUGGCGGCAGCCUUCAUCCACUUCUAUGGCGUCUCCAACCUGCAGGAGUUCCGCUAUGGCCUGGAGGGAGGCUGCACUGACGACACUCUUCUCUGAGAGGCCCAGCUGUGGCCGACUCAGAUGUUUCCUGGUCCAUCCCCCUCCCUUCCCUCUCUCUCCCUAUAAAGUGCUGCUGGAACAUGCCAUGGUCCCAUAGCUAAUUCUCACCACCCUCUUCUCCCCCCUUGAUUUGCUUGUCAUUUUGGGGUUUCUGGUGGUGUUUUUUCUGCUUAUUAGGGCAUCCCGGUGAUGCAGCACCACUUUUUUUUUUAAACACAACUGAGCUCUAGGCUCCGCUUUAAGAACAACAGGGGGUUUUGACCAGAUAAAUUACAUAUUCACUUGGGAAGAAGGAAGUUCAGAGGCUGUGUUUAGACAAGCAGCACAGUUCAGUUCAUGUUUCAUUAGCUUGUAUUUUGAUUCGAUUUUUUUCAAAUCAGGUCUUUUUGAGAGUUGAUCUGAUAGGUAAAUGUGACCAGUUAGUGAAAGGACAAAAAAUCUGAAUUGGACUACCUAUGUAAAUGUAGCUAGAGCGGAAUAGAGAGCAAUUUAUGGUGUCUCUCUUGGCCUCUACAGUUUUCUUCAUCAAGCUGUAUGACGCUAAUGUGAUAGAAUGGAUCCGGGUUGGGGUCAGUCUAUUCUAUUUUGGUUUUGUCAGUACAAGGAAGUAAUUGAAAUUCAAUUGAUGAGUAGAAAAUGUUAACGCCCUAAAAAAGUGAGCAUUACAACAAUUUAUUGGCAUUUUCGAUUUUGUUGAUUUUAGUUAACAUGCCAUCGACCCCAUCCCUGACAUGGGUUAUAGAACUGGAAGGCUAACAUUUAAUGACUUCCUACUAGAAAUGGUGCUUUGUACCCUUAUCCCUAAUGUCCCUUUUCAAUUGAACACAAUCUUUUCAAUCGCAUAUGAUUGAUUGCUGGUAUGAAACUAACGGUAAAACGCACAAUGGGGAAAAUCUGGGAGUAGGUCAACUCUUUCCCUUCUCAGCUUGAGAUUUUUCUUUUUUAAGGCUCUAUUUCAGAACUCUAAAGGUCAAAUUAUUAGUCACUGCGUGGGGCACUCCAUUCAGUAAGUAGGAAUAAUACUGUAGUAUUCCUAUGCCUUAGGCCAAUGGAAAUAGUUUUUAAAUAGAUGGACCAAUAUUUCAGUCAAGUGAAGCUAAUUAGGAUGUCCAGAUAUAAUGAUAGAAACCUUGUUUUGUUUAUACCCAAUCAAAUCACUAUUGAACUUUUGACCUCCAACAAUAGCGUUCUCAAACUGCUGUUUAUUAAGACAACCUUUUUUAAAAGCUGGCUUUAUGUGGCUUUCUUACAAAGACUAAACAAUCUGUGUAUUCUUGACUUGUGUUGUGUCCAGUGUAGACAAGUUGAUGGAUUCUACAUUUCCCUGAAAUGUAAACACAUAAUAAAUAUUUAUUAAUGGGGAUAUCAAGCCUUUUUUUUGUA